Pyrus x bretschneideri (Chinese white pear) is the source of this 1650-nucleotide messenger RNA. RefSeq names its product probable galacturonosyltransferase-like 3. Bases 99 to 1172 code for a protein of 357 amino acids. Lineage: Eukaryota; Viridiplantae; Streptophyta; Magnoliopsida; Rosales; Rosaceae. Gene Ontology annotation, molecular function: glycosyltransferase activity. The record is from RefSeq and is a predicted model, not a curated record. The transcript has a single exon. Gene Ontology annotation, cellular component: Golgi apparatus.
CCUCCUCCAAUCCCGAAAGGCAAAGCAGAGUCUACCCUUCCGAUUUUGACUCUUUAAUUCCGAAAUUCCCACUCAAAACUCCCCGCACCAACGAGACCAUGCCACCGGGCCAUGGUCCUCUCCACCUUCUCCUCGCCGCCCUCUUCCUGGCUGCAGCCGUACAAUUUCCGGCGAAUUCCGCCUCCGUCGAGCUCCCCAAGUUCCGAGAAGCACCUGCAUUCCGCAACGGACGAGGAUGCCCCCGAACCGUAUGGUCCUCGUUGGACCAGAACUCCCACUACGAUCCCUCCAUCAUCCACAUCGCCAUGACAUUGGACACCACCUACCUCCGCGGCUCCGUUGCCGGCGUCUUCUCCGUCCUCCGUCACGCUACCUGCCCCGAAAACAUAGUCUUCCACUUCAUCGCCGCCUCGCACCGCAGUCGCCGCUCCUCCGACCUCCACCACGUCAUCACCUCCACUUUCCCUUACCUCACAUUCCACCUCUACCAGUUCGACUCCAACCUCGUCCGGGGCAAGAUCUCAUACUCCGUCCGCCGCGCCCUUGAUCAGCCCCUGAACUACGCGCGCAUCUACCUCGCAGAUCUCCUCCCAUCGGGCGUCCGCCGCAUCAUCUACUUCGACUCCGACCUCAUCGUCGUCGACGACGUGGCGAGGCUGUGGAGGAUCGACCUCGGGCGGCGCGUGCUGGGGGCGCCGGAGUACUGCCACGCCAAUUUCACCAACUAUUUCACCCCGAAAUUCUGGUCGAACGCGGGGUUCGCGGCGGAGUUCAAGGGGCGGAGCGCGUGCUACUUCAACACCGGGGUGAUGGUGAUCGAUCUGUGGAAGUGGAGGGAGGGCAAGUACACGCAGAAGCUGGAGCACUGGAUGCGGGUGCAGAAACGGUGUCGUAUCUACGAGCUGGGUUCGCUGCCGCCGUUUCUGCUGGUGUUCGCGGGUGACGUGGAGGGGGUGGAGCACAGGUGGAACCAGCACGGCCUUGGCGGUGACAACGUGGAGGGGCUGUGUAGGGACCUCCAUUCGGGCCCAGUCAGCCUGCUGCACUGGAGCGGGAAAGGGAAGCCGUGGCUGAGGCUGGACUCGAAGCAGCCGUGUCCGUUGGAUAGCUUGUGGGCCCCGUAUGAUCUGUAUCGUGACCAUCGUCACUCGUCACUGUUCUCUGAUAUCUGAGGGUGCAUCGCGAUUCACGGAGGCGCCCUGUACUGGAUACGUAUCACUGCUGUCAUCUGGUCGGGAAGGGAUGGAGGAUCAACUGCGAGAGUUUUCCUUUUGUCUGGGUCCGUUAAGGCAUCAUAUUUUACGGCGGUUAAAACGGAGAUUUACCCGAAAUGGUGGUUCCAAGACACGUGGUGAAAGGCCAAGGAAAAAGGGAGUCUGUGCAUGGUAAAAUGUCAAAUAUCUGGAAGGUCUGUAUUCGUACGUACGUAGCGCGUAUAUAGAUCUCGUUUAAAAGUGAUUUUUAACCAUUUUGAAUGUAUCAGUUAUUUAAAAGUAUUUUCAGUAAGUGAAAAUUAGGAAAUUAAGGAAUUGGAUAUUUUUUGGUUUGUAGUGAAAAGUGUAGUAAGAUAGUGGAAGUGUAUCAAAUAUGAUUGCUACUCUUCACCUUUGGGACUAAAAUCAUUGAAAAGAAAAGUAUCUUGCCAUCCCA